GGAACUAUUUUCAGGUUGCGAUUUAUAUUGAUAAAGCAAAAAUGACGUUGCUGGGUACACAUUUUCCAAGACAAGAAAAUGGAUAGGCCUGAACGAACCAUGGGAGACGAGACAGAUAGUUUGACUGCUGGAGCAGCUUGGCUGCAGAUCCUUUUGAACAGACCAGAAAAAGAAAUUAUCAAAAUGAUACAGCAAAACCCCCAACUUGUGUCCCAAAAAAUAUCAUUAACAUGUUUGAGUCCGUUAAAUGUAAACGAGAGCCCAGAAUGUAACUGUUCCCGUCAUCUAGAGACUUUACAAGGACAGGGAAGUCAGAAAACGGAAGAACUCUUAGCGGAGUUUCACAUGUCAAUACUGCUGGGUGUCUGUCCACAUGUUCUGUCCAUUCUCCACAACUAUGAUGAAACAUCUUCAGGAUCAACAGCCAAUAACCCUCAGAUCAGAGAAAAUAUUCAUGAACUGAUAUCUCGGUUGUAUAAAAAGCAUAAACCUUCUGCUGAAGUCAACAUGAACCAGAAUCUUACUGAUCCCAGUGAAUGCUCUGUGAGGUCGUUCAUGCUCAAGAGCCUAGUCCCAUAUUCAUGUACAGCCAGCAUUUCUGCUAUUCACAUAGUAACAGCUCUUGGAAAACACCAACUUCUUCGGAAAAUUUUGUCAGACAGGGUGACACCAGUUGGCAGUUUAUGCUUUCAUUUUGAAUCUGGAUACCACAGUGCUUCUCCAUUUCAUAUCGCUGUAUUUCAUAGACAGUAUAAGGCUAUUGAUAUUCUGGGGAAAAAAAUUCCGCAAAUGCAUAUGGCUUGUAACAUGGAUCAAAAUUUUGGUGGAGGAAACAUCACCCCAUCAAUAUUGGCAGCACAAAUGAGUGAUCUGUCUGCUUUGCAGCAUCUUUUGAAAUACAGAACUCCUAAACAUAGUUUGAACUCUGAGACAUUGCUUGCUUCUCUUGAAAAUCGAUCAAUGGACUGUGCCGAGUUUCUUGCUAAAAAAAAGCAUGCUUGCCUAAGCAGAAGCUUCCUGAGUCAAGAAGUGGCCUGCAUCUUUGAUUUACAGGAGUCGGAUCAAACCCUCAAACUACUUAAAGAAUUAAUCAUGAACCCUGCAGAAAAAAACUUCCUCAAACUUUUAAUAGAUUAUUCUUGCUUCCCUAUCGACAGGAUUAUUUCUUUUAGCGUCCACCUAGAAGCUAUCGAGACAACGGAAUAUCUACUUCAAUCCACAAAAGCAGCCUCACUGACACGUUCUCCACUUGGUUUUAUGCGCCUGCUUACCAUGGCAACUUUGCAAAACUCUCCUGGUCUUCUAAGCGUACUGGUCCGCUAUGUUGGACCAAAACGUUUGCCCCUGUAUACACUCGAUUCCUCUCUCUACUGGGCUAAAGUUCUGCAAUAUGACAAAUGUGAAAACAUCCUGGCAAAGUUGUUAUUAAUAAAUAAAGGAAAUUUUGAAACUGACAUUACAUCAAAACCUCCAUUUCCUGCCAUAUUCCACGAGUCCAUGGAAGUUGUCCAAACUGACCUGCUUGGAACUGUGAGGAGGCUGAAUGACAUUGGUUAUGAUAUCAAUGCCACCACUGGCAAAGGUGAAUCAUGCUUAAACGCAGCCUCAAGUGAGACAUAUCUUGCUGCUUCAGUUAAAAAGUAUGGGCCACUUGUUAGUCUUCUGCUAGAACUAGGAGCAGACGUAUUUGCUACAGGAAUGUAUAACGUCCCAGAUCAAGUGAUGCACCCUCCGAUGCUGUUACGCCUGCUGUGGGCUAAUGUUGAUAUCUGCGGACCACCACGACAUACUGGAGGUACUGUCUCAGGUCCACAGAGCUACACACCUCCAAUUAUCAUGCCAAUGGUCAAGUCUCCAAUGCAGUUGUUAAUCCUACGUACAGCUCACACUAUUUGCAAAGACAAUAUUGACUUUUUGAGGUCCAAAUUGGGGAAUUAUGAUGAAGGCAGCACAACAAAUGGCGACCUCUCUGACCACCUUAAGGAAUACAUUGAUAGCCCACAGCCACUGCUACGUCUGUGCAGGAAUUCCAUUCGAAGAUCAGCUGGCAUUCGUUUACACAAGUUCAUGGAAGGUCAAACAUUACCAAAUAGACUUGUCAAUAUAUUGACGCUGAAAGAUGAUCUAGAACCGCAUUGGCAGGGUAGUGGAGACACAUUUUGGAAAUCCUUCUAGAAUACGUAAUGAAUGCUCCCUCCCGAUUUAGGAUCUACAAUGUGGCAGUUAUGUACCUGUAUGUUGGUAAUAGAGAUGAUUCUUGGAUUCCAUGUCAAGGGAAUAAUUCAUCGCAGGAAUCCCAGGUUAUAAUUUGAAUUAUAACGGAACAAAUCAACAAUCAAACCAGUACAUUUGUAGAUCAUGGAACCUAUUGGCAAGGCUCCAACUGAGCUUCUGAGUCAGGAAGCGUUUGAUAUUACAGAUGUUCAUGAUCAGAGGAAGUUGAGCGACGUAACUGAAUGUGUCCAGCAGCCAGAACUAUUACAUAUCAGGGAUUGCAUUGUGAUAGCUAGGACUGAUAUGAUGUGUACGCAGGUGUGGUGCUGAAUGCACCUUCCGCAGCGUGAGGAGGGGCUGCAUUUCUCCUCCUUCUAGGGGGUGUUGGGGUCUCCCCCAGGAGAAAAUGUGAUUUUCUAAAGGUCUUUGGAGCACUUAACAUGUUUUAGAGCCAAUUUUCUGGUAUAAUGAAUAAAAGAAUAAAAACGCUCACGUUCUUCUG
Molecule: messenger RNA, 2716 nt
Organism: Pecten maximus
Lineage: Eukaryota; Metazoa; Mollusca; Bivalvia; Pectinida; Pectinidae
Exons: 6
Coding region: 79-2175 (698 amino acids)
Source: RefSeq, a predicted model, not a curated record